AUGCCUAAGCAUCCGAUUGUUUCCACUAGUACGCCGAUCGUAACCGACACUAUAAUUUCGACAAUGUCAAAUGAACGCAUACGUCAACUGGAAGAAACAGUAAGAAAUUUGACAAGUUGUCUAGCUUCAACUUCCAGUGAAACGCAGGUGCAUACGGUACCGCAGAGACCAAUUUCAUAUAAGACCGCAGCGGAUUGUAUUCCGUUAUUUGAUCCUGCAGAUCGCAAGAUAACAGCAGCUAGAUGGGUUGCAAAAAUCGAGCAAUUAGCGGAAAUUAAUAAUUGGGACGAACGAAUCAUUGUUCAACACAUGCAUAAUCGUCUCGAUGGAGUUGCACGAAAUUGGUAUAAUGACCUUGUGGACUACAACCAUACGUGGGCAGAGUGGAAAGAUCUUUUUAUGAAGACUUUCCCCGAACACAAUGAUUUUGCUCAUUUAUUAAAAACGAUGAUCGAGCGGAAGAAACAGCCUGAUGAAUCGUGGGCAGUAUAUUAUUUCGAUAAAGUCGGAUUGAUACCAGCAUGCGAGAUAUCGGAGAAAAACGCAGUGGCAUGUAUUAUAGGUGGCAUAGACGAUGUUGUGGUGCGAACUGGUGCCAAAGCAGGGAGAUACGGCACUCCUGAAGCACUAUACGCAGAGUUCUUUACGACGUUAACCGAAAAAGAUUCCUACAGGAAAUACGAACCUAAAAUAAAGAGUCGCUUGGGUGAAAGACGUUUUCCCAACCAUUUUAGCCGAACAAAUGAACAUGUCCAUCCAAAAGGGAAGGCAUCAAACGAACGCGAAGGACAUUCUGAUAAAAGAGACAUGAAACAUAAGAAAUGUUUCAACUGCGGUGAGGCAGGACAUUUUUCGAGCAAGUGUCCUAAACCCAAGAAGGAAUGCACGAAUUGCAAACUUUUGGGACAUUUAGCAUCAGAAUGUCGUAAACGUACGACAACGUUGGUAACUGAUACUUCCGAAAAGGGAACAAAACCGCAUGGUAGCAAUACGUGUUACUAUGUUGAUUGUGAGAUCAAUGGAAAAACAUUCUGUGGUUACAUAGACACAGGAAGUUCUAUGGUGAUAAUCAAACAUAGUGUUGUUAAAGAUUUGGGGUUGACUAUGAACCCUUGUUCGUACCUUAUAAGGGGGUACUGCAAUGGCAAUACUUCGGCCAUUGGAAAAGUCUGGAUAGAUCUUAAAGUGGAUCUAGUCCAUGAUAAAGUAGAAACUGUCGUGGUUCAUGAUGAGGUGCAAACGGUACCCAUCUUGGUUGGCCAGACAUUUAUAAACGGCAAAAAUCGAACUUUAGUAGUUCAAGAUGAUGACGUGAGACUCAUUAGUAAGGAACUUUCGAACAUAAACCUAGAUGCUGUACCACCGAAAAAGAUGACGUUGUAUUGUCAAGAAACAACUGUUAUUCCACCACACAGCAUUGGAUUUGUACGGGUCCAGUGUGACGAUGACACCAACUGUGGAGCUGCUUUUGUGGAAGAUCAACCACGGCUUUUACCAAUUCAAUACCAUUCACUAUGGUCUGCGAGGACGCAGACUAAGGGUAGCAUGGCCGACUGUGACGAACCACUGCGCAUGUCCCCUAAAAUGAUGCAAGACGGCUCGCGAGGAGACGGAUACGGCAGAAGAGAUGCAACAGGAAUGCAAGCGAGUGCAUGGUUUUACGAAUUAUAA
Zophobas morio is the source of this 1671-nucleotide messenger RNA. RefSeq lists its product as uncharacterized. Bases 1 to 1671 code for a protein of 556 amino acids. Lineage: Eukaryota; Metazoa; Arthropoda; Insecta; Coleoptera; Tenebrionidae. Gene Ontology annotation, molecular function: zinc ion binding; nucleic acid binding. The transcript is spliced from 2 exons. The record is from RefSeq and is a predicted model, not a curated record.